Myxocyprinus asiaticus (Chinese sucker) is the source of this 6901-nucleotide messenger RNA. Its product is annotated as IQ motif and SEC7 domain-containing protein 2-like. The record is from RefSeq and is a predicted model, not a curated record. Gene Ontology annotation, molecular function: protein binding; guanyl-nucleotide exchange factor activity. NCBI's taxonomy places the organism in Eukaryota, Metazoa, Chordata, Actinopteri, Cypriniformes, Catostomidae. The transcript has 14 exons. Bases 1324 to 6051 code for a protein of 1575 amino acids. Gene Ontology annotation, biological process: actin cytoskeleton organization; regulation of ARF protein signal transduction.
GUGAGAAGCACGCGCAUCUCUCACACCAACACAGCGCGUGAACUCACGAAGAGCCGGUGACUUUGGGAACUAUACAGCAGAUUGUUUCAUUUCUGUUGUAUGAGAGACAAGACAAAUUCUGUGAAUCUUAAACGACGUUGUUAAUCAAACAAAAUAAGAUACGCGCACAGAUUGACGAAGAAAACAACGGAGCGCUCGCGAUGGAUUGAAAGUGUCAACACAUGACAACUCAAAACGGGCUGAAGAAAAGAAAACGACAUGAAAGAGAGGUGUAAGUAUGACUGUUUAAAAAUGGACCGCCAUAUAUGUACAUGUUUUUAUUUUGAAACAGAUAUUUGACUAACACUCAAUGAAAGAGGAACAGCGCGCGCUUGGGCGCGUGUAAGUGUUUUAUAGACUUUUAAACGUGAUCAUCUCAAAUUCCUCUCUCGUGCUACUCUGAAUACUCAGUUUACUCUCUUCAGAUGCUGGAAACUACAGUUGUGGUUAUGUUAAACAAUGUGGUGACGGGCUUUAUGGAUUUUCACUUUUUCUUCGUGUCACCACUUGCCCUUUCAGAUUUUCUCUGUUAGUAAAAAAACCCUGUUCUUUUGAGUUGAGUUUCACAUUAUUUUGUCUGCCUCAAGGUAUACAGAUCUUGAAUCUAGUGGAUUUUAGGGAUUAGAUUAGUAUCUUUUUGCUGCUAUUCAUUUCCACUGUGCUACCUCAGCAUGUGGGAGUUGUGUGUAGCACAGCAAAUCUCAAUAUAGUGACUGGAUUUUAAUGACUGAUUUUGUGGAAACCAGCAGAAAGGAUGUCUCUACAAGUGACAUUUCUUUUGACUGAAAUGUAAGCAUUCAUCACUUUUUUUUUUCAUGUCUUUUACGUGGAUGGAUAUUUUUUCUUCUUCUUGGAAAAGCUAUAAGAGGAUGCGCAGAACUGGCCAUAUCAGAUUUUUUGACAUGUUUGACGUAAUCUUUCUUUGUUAACUUUAUGUAUGAGCUGAUGAGAAGAUGAGAAGAUACAAAAUAUUGACCUUUAAACCCAUUUACUGAGAGCUGUGGGCACCACCCAUAACUUAUUGUCCCAUUCUUCUCUUAAGGAUUCAGGUUGCACAUGUUUAAAUGACAUUAAGGUGUGCUUGACCUACUACAUAUAACAUUUUCGCUCUAAAUACUCUUUGCUGGUGUCACUCAGUUGCUAAGACACAAGUUACAACAUAUUGGAUAAAAGAUAAACAGUUAUAUCAGGCUUCAACCUUCACCCAACAGUUGUUUUAUUACCCCCCCCCCCCCCCCCCACUGUACCUAUCAGGUGGUGGGGGGGAAGAGUUGGGCCCAAAUCAUGGAGUCCAACCCAGACAGCCCGAGUCGGGCUGUAGAGUACCUACUAGAGCUCAAUAACAUAAUUGAGAACCAGGCCAAACUUUUAGAUUCACAACGUAAACGCAUCGAGGAGCUCGAAACACAGCUAGACCGUGUCAACCAGGAGAACCAGGACUUACGACAGGACAGGAGCCCAGGAACCGAGAACUCAAUGCAGAAUCACAGCUACAACCAGAGCUCUAAGCAUGGCCAGCCAUCAUCGCUACCAAACCACAAUGCAGGAGGUGUCCAUCAGAACAGCAACAGUACCAUACCUUCAUCCACGAUGCCUGGUCCAGCUCGACGGACGCACGCAAGGUUGACCAGAGGCCUGUCUUGUGGGUCAGCCCCUGUUGAGAAAGAGAGGGGACGAUUGGAACGAAAUGACAGCUCUGGGACCAGCAACACGUCGACUCUACGGAAACAUGAGGUGGAAACCCAGGGUUCAGAUUCACGUCCCUUCUCAGACAGUUCCUGCAGUAAAUCUCCUUACAUACACAGCUCUGACCAUUACGGGAACAACAGCUGUGGCCCCCGAGGCCCCCGGGCACCUUUUGUGGCCCCUCCAAGCCCAGCCAGCCUUGCCUGGGCCCAGCGUACACGGAACCAACCAGCUAGCCUGGCCCUACGUAAACAAGAGGAAGAGGAGAACAAGAGGUGCAAAGCUUUAUCGGACAGCUAUGAGCUCUCUACAGACCUACAAGACAAGAAGGUGGAGAUGUUGGAGAAGAAAUAUGGAGGUUACUUCGUGAGUAGACGAGCAGCACGCACCAUCCAGACAGCGUUCCGUCAAUAUCGCAUGAACAAGAACUUUGAGCGCCUGCGCAGCUCAGCCUCUGAGAGCCGCAUGACACGCCGCAUUAUCCUUUCGAACAUGCGACUGCAGUACUCGUUUGAUGACCGGCACCCUCAACUGCCCACCCCGACUCACUACAGUCACAGUCCAGGAAUGGGUCCUCCACAUUCUCCAACCUGCACCACAGAGCCUAGCUCCCCACGACCAGAGUACACUCACCUAGAGGACUCCUUCUCUAAACAGGUGAAGUCCUUGGCCGACUCCAUUGAUGAUGCCCUGACAUGUCGACCACGGCGAAAUGAUUCCCAGGAAGGCAUAGGGGAUGGAAGUGCUGUUGUGGAUGACUUCGGAGAGUGCAUCUGGAGCAGCAACAGCCAUGCAUCCCUCCGCAGAGGACUUGGAGACAGGGAUCGAGGCGGUACUGGAGGUUUGAGCAUGCACGAGGAUAGCACAGCCACCUCCUACAGUGACGUCACACUCUACAUGGAUGACGGACUACCUUCCUCACCGCUGUCCCUAGACCGAGCACCUAGCAGCACGGACACCGAGUUCUGGGGGGGUGUUGGAUGCGGGGUAGGCGGUAGGGAAGACAGCCGUGACACAGAAGGGGGAGGGAGCAGCAACAGUCGUCGAAGCACACCUUGCACAGAAUGUCACGAUUACCGUUUACGGGGAGGACACUUACCGCUUCUUACAAUUGAACCACCUAGCGACAGCUCAGUGGACAUGAGCGACCGCUCAGACCGAGGUUCCCUUAGUAGACAACUGGUUUACGAGCAGGAUUCAGGGGGAGGGUCGCCUCAAGGGACACUAAAACACAACCCCAAUGCUCGUUCAACAUCCUCGACAGCCGCGCAAGGUCAAACGCGUCCAGGUAGCAGAUCGUUACCAUCACAUAUCCCACACCACAUGGCUCAUCAUCACCAUCAUCACCACCACCAUCACCAGUAUCCUGACACCCCCUCAUCCUCUUCCUCACCUCAGCAGCCCCCGGCCACGCCGCUUUCAUCCUCCUCCUCAGCACCGCUGCCCCCUGGUGGCCUGGAGCAGCAGUGCUGCUCAGAUGGUGAUAAUGACUCGCUUAACUCCACCACAAACUCUAAUGAGACCAUUAAUUGCAGCUCAGGCUCCUCAUCAAGGGACAGUCUAAGAGAGCCACUCCCCCCUCUAGGAAAGCAGACCUACCAGAGAGAAAGCCGACAGAGCUGGGACUCUCCUGCUUUUAACAACGAUGUGGUACAGAGAAGACAGUAUCGCAUCGGACUGAAUCUCUUCAACAAGAAGCCAGAGAAGGGUAUCCAGUACUUGAUUGAGAAGGGCUUUGUGUCAGACACACCAGUGGGCAUUGCUCGCUUCAUCUUGGAGAGAAAAGGCCUGAGUCGACAGAUGAUUGGAGAGUUUCUUGGCAACAGGCAGAAACAGUUCAACAAAGAUGUAUUGGACUGUGUUGUGGAUGAAAUGGACUUUUCCGGAAUGGAUCUCGAUGACGCUCUGAGGAAGUUUCAGGCUCAGAUAAAAGUGCAAGGAGAGGCCCAGAAAGUGGAAAGACUUAUUGAGGCCUUCAGUCAGAGGUACUGUGUUUGUAAUCCAGCACUGGUGAGACAGUUCCAGAAUCCAGACACCAUCUUCAUCCUGGCUUUUGCCAUUAUCCUCCUCAAUACAGACAUGUACAGCCCCAACAUCAAAGCAGAGAGGAAGAUGAAGCUGGAUGAUUUCAUCAAGAACCUGCGAGGGGUAGAUAAUGGUCAGGACAUCCCACGUGACUUACUAGUUGGAAUCUACCAGCGCAUACAGAAGUGGGAACUGAGGACCAAUGAUGACCAUGUUUCUCAAGUCCAAGCAGUGGAGAGAGUCAUAGUGGGCAAGAAACCUGUUUUGUCUCUGCCUCACCGCAGGCUGGUGUGCUGCUGUCAGCUCUAUGAAGUCCCAGACCCCAACCGUCCUCAGAGGUCUGGAGUCCACCAGAGAGAGGUCUUCCUCUUCAACGAUCUGCUAGUGGUUACCAAGAUCUUCCAGAAGAAGAAGACCUCUGUCACAUACAGUUUCAGACAGUCCUUCCCUCUGGUGGAGAUGCAGGUUCACAUGUUUCAAAACUCCUACUACCCUCAUGGUGUCAGACUAACAUCAGCAAUCCCAGGUGGCGAGCGUAAAGUUUUGAUUGUGUUCACAGCUCCCAGUCAACAGGAUCGCACACGGUUUGUCAGUGAUCUGAGGGAGAGCAUUGCUGAGGUGCAGGAAAUGGAGAAAUACAGAGUGGAGUCUGAGCUGGAGAAGCAGAAGGGUGUGAUGCGCCCCAGCCUGCUCCCCAACAGCAUUAUGGGUGGAGGAGUGGGUGGGGUCAAGAAUGAAGUGGUUAAUGGCACUAUGGGCAGGCCCAGUCUGGAUGACAACUAUUCCCCAGGAGAGGGCCUCAAACGCACUGCUCUCAGCUCCUCACUGAGGGACCUGUCUGAAUCAGGGAAACGUGGCCGCAGAAACAGCGUUGGUUCCCUUGACAGUACAAUGGAAGUAAGUCUCAGUGAAGCAGAGCAGUCCGCAGCCUCACCAGCGUUACCCAGUAGCCACUGUACUUCCGGGAUGCUAUGGAACAGAAGACUACCGGCCUCACCGCCCCAUCCUGAGCCCCGGAGUGGGGGUGGGGGGUGGGCCGGGGCAGCAACACACACCUGCGGUGACUGGCACUGGGCCAGUCUCCAGCAGCACAGAGAGAGGAAUGAGUGGAGUGGGGACUGGGACCAACAACAACACAGGCUCCUUCCUGGGCUCCCUGUUUGGGGGCAAACGAGCCAAAGCCCCUAUCAUCCCCCCGGGUCCACCCUACCCCGCCCCUGUGGCCCCACCGACCACCGGAGGACCACCGCCUCCUUCCCCUUCCUCCCUAUGUCUGGCGGAGGGAGGGGGACCUUCCAAGAUCCAAGCCCUGCACGCCCAGUACUGCCACACUACAAGCAACAAUGUCAGUGGGCAACCUCCACCCCCAUACUACCACCACCAUCGCUACCACACGCAGACCAUGCCGUCAUCUGGUCAGGUGCACCAUACACUUCAGCGGGUUACCUUGCCUCGUCGGCCGCCCCCCAACCCCUCCGUGCACUCCCCGUACCAGCCGAUCUCCCAGCAUACUUUGCAGGGUCGCUACGGGAGUAUGGGCAACAUGGGCUCCGCCCCCCCUCCCCCCCUUUCUCCUCACUCCCCACUCUCCCCUCACCCACAGUUUGCGCUGUUCCACACACAACCCACACACUCGGCCAGAGGGGGCGCCACCAACAAGCCCCCUCUCACGCUGUCGCACUCGCACCCACACGCACACUCCCUCACCCACCCCGUGCACGUGCAAACGCCGCACCCGGCGUCCCACCCCGCGCACCAGCCUCACUUCGUCUUCACCAGCCCUCCUCCUCCGCCUUUCCCUGCUCCCACUCAGCCGCCUCCAGUCUCUGUGUCCGCCACUGCCCACCACGGGCAGCCGGCCGCCCAGUAUCUGCCCCAGUAUCCACCACUGUCCUCCAUUCCCCCUCCCCCCCUCCACUCCCCUUUACCCCCCCCUUCCUCCCCCCUUAUCCCUCUUAUGCCUCUCUCCCCUCUCCCCCCCCAGCACCAAGGCCCUCCUUCCCAACCGGGGGGUCAGCAAGGACCCUUGCCGGGUCAGACUGGAGCAGGACCUGGGGGGACGGGUACAGUCGAACGCGCCAAAUCCAAAUCUAUCAACCGGAUCAGCACGGUAGUGUGAGCCGGGGGAAGUCGCGAGGCUGGGGGUCGCUGAAGGGUCCUUUGGUGGUUGGAGGAGGGACUGCUGCGAGGGUGGAGGAGGCGGGCAGCAGCAGGUCAAAAGGCGAUAACAACACUAGUGGCAAAAAGAAACGCAGCCUCCUGAGACUCUGUUACUUUCACUUGCGUUUCCCACAAGUGUAGGGCUAACAAACGGGUACUGAAGGGACUUGACGAGAAAAAGCUGUGCAAACAAACAUGUGAGCAUGUGGUAUAACGUGAUGACAACAAAGUAUACAGAUAGUUUGAUACACAUGAAAGCUCUCAGGUAGAUUAGUGCUGAGUUGUUGUAGAUGCCAUUGUCAUAUGGUAAUGGAGCCAAACAAUAACUUACAUGCUUCUCCUUAAAAAAAAUAAUACAUUCAGUCAUAACUUAUAAUCCUUAAGCAUGCAAAAGGAUUACAAACAUGUGGACUCAAACAAAAAUCAAAUGUCCACAGUCUUGAUUCAAUUGCUUGUAGCCAUAAUGUUAGGGGAAAAUGUUUGAAUAGCACAUUCAUUAUUGCAGGUAUUCACAGGCAUUGCUGAACCAGUUUGAAUACCUUUUUUGAACUGAGAACCUGUCCAGAAAAUGUGAAGACCAGAUAGCAUACUAAUGACUCUAUACUCCAUAUAUUCUACUAGACAUGAACAUCAAAGCACAGUACAUGUUCAGUGAUUUAUUACAUUCCAGAACAACUAUCCAAGUAAUGUUUUUAGCAUUAGUCGAUAGCAGUCGCAAAGAUGCAAUAAACUUUUCACUCAGUUGAUGUCCAGCUUCUACUUGCUGAAUUAUUUUAAAUGUUCCAUUGCUCUGCUCUUUUUGUACACAUCUAUAACAUUGACAUGAAUGAGUGUUCAUAGGGAUAAAUUAUUGUCAAUCUGAAUGAGAAUUAUUCACCUGCAAUGUCCAUAAUUCCAUUGUUUCUAUAAAAUUGGUGUUCAUACCUACAGUUGCACCAAUGAAAUACCACUUUCUGUGAAAUGCUUUUUUUUUUUUUUUUUUUUUUAAAAA